Messenger RNA from Exophiala mesophila, 1001 nucleotides. RefSeq lists its product as uncharacterized. The record is from RefSeq and is a predicted model, not a curated record. The transcript has a single exon. Bases 36 to 1001 code for a protein of 321 amino acids. NCBI's taxonomy places the organism in Eukaryota, Fungi, Ascomycota, Eurotiomycetes, Chaetothyriales, Herpotrichiellaceae.
ACAAUUGAUCAUUAUUUCCCAGUCAUAUCCUUGCCAUGGCAAGCCAAGGUUCUGGAGAGCCCCAUCAUACGUCCAGAAGACCAUCCUCGAAGGCACCGCUUCAAUCCCUUCUCAGCUUUCGUUCUGAUGGACAGUUGAGCACUCGCCGGCCCACCGAGCCAAACCCUCGGGAUCGAGAUGAACUUGUCCGUGUCUCCAAAGAGACAUUGUCAGUUCUGCCAGGCUUGUUGCUGACACGACCCGAUGCAUCACCAGACGGCCACCUCUGCAAAGAUGAACGAGUGGGCCCGCUCGACCAGAACUUCUGUCCCAACCUCCCCCAAACAAGAAUCCGCGUCAUAAAUGCAGAUUCAAUCGAUGCCGCGGUCGACCUUGCUGCUCGAACCUCUCUGACCAAACCAGUAUGUGUGCUCAACAUGGCAAACGAGAUCCGAGCUGGUGGCGGUUUUCGCACCGGUGCUCUAGCGCAGGAAGAAGCCUUGUGCUACCGCUCUUCACUCUACAUGACGCUCAAAUCCCGUCACUACCCCAUUCCACCGGAGGCAUGCAUUUAUUCGCCCACCGUCCUCGUCAUCCGGGAAAAUCUGGAGUUAGGCCAUCGUCUUCUCGAUUGCCGAGAUCCACGUCAACUCCCUGUCAUUGCUGUGGUAAGUGCUGCGGCAGUAUUUCGGCCCGAGACGAAACAGGUGGUCGCUCAACCCGGACAACCUCCAGUUCAUGUGUAUGCCAAUAGGGCAGAUCGACGACUCAUGAGAACAAAGAUGCGAAUUGUAUUGAGAACCACCAUCAGAAAUCGACACCGACAAGUCGUCUUAGGUGCCCUUGGAUGUGGUGCAUUUCAAAACCCACCCCAAGAAGUUGCAGAAUUAUGGGCCGAGGUAUUGCAGGAGCCCGAAUUCUCUGGUGGAUGGUGGGAAGAUGUCGUCUUUGCUGUGCUUAGCGACCAGAAAAACAAGAACUUCUGGUGGUUUGAAAAGACCCUGGAAGGCUUGCAGGUGUGA